Molecule: messenger RNA, 312 nt
Organism: Knipowitschia caucasica
Lineage: Eukaryota; Metazoa; Chordata; Actinopteri; Gobiiformes; Gobiidae
Source: the annotation of a GenBank genome assembly
AUGGGACUUUGUUUGCGAGCCAGACUGGGACCCCUCCCCGGCCAACGUAACGACACGCCCACUGCAGCAGCACAGCGGGUGGGGGUAGGGUCCAGGACUGAAGGGAAGAGACAUGGUCAGACGCCACAGAGUCAGGCGCAGGGACAGGAUAUGAGAUAUCAGCAGACGCGGCCCCCGGACUGCCACAAAGCACAAUCCCACUGCAAACGUCAGGGAGAUCCAACCUCCACUCUUCAUUUCACUCACCACGGACUGACCGCCGGUCCUUCCACCGAGCGGACACUCUUACCUCCUUCUUCAACGUGUAAAUGA